AUGUUGUCUAAUAGAAGAGGGCCUGAUUGGUCUUACUGUCUCAGAUGUGAAUCAGUCCGUCCGCCCAGAGCCCAUCAUUGUCGUCGGUGCGAUGUAUGCAUUCUGAGGUUUGACCAUCAUUGCACCUUCCUGGGUAGGAAUUCUAUUUUCUUUUUUUAAAAGUCGACUAAUUUCGCCGGCCGUUUGUUUCUGCCACUCAUCUGUUGUUAUUUUUUCUUUCCCAAUAGGCCAGUGCGUUGGUUAUCGGAACAUCGCCAGCUUCCUACAUUUGUUGGUCUACUCCUCCAUUAUCUGCCUUUUCUCAACUUGUUUCAAUUUGCCGUAUUUCGUAAAUGUUCUGACUCCCGACUGGCGCAUCUGGCAACGUGCUAUCUGCCUUAUCAAUCCACUGCCUUUCUUCCUCCUCGGCUGGUUUUCUUUCGCCAACUUCCUUCUCUCUAUCCUCAUGUCGGCCUGUCUAGUCCUUGGUCCCGCAUUCGCCAUCUUCUUUGUGCAUCAUUUUCUGCAGGUGUGUCGGAACCAGACAACCAUCGAGAUUUCUAUCGCUUCGCCAACCAAAGUGAUCACCGCCAUCUGCCAUGAAGACGAACUGCGACCGAUCGAGUACGAUAUCGGCCGUGCAGCCAAUUUGGAACAGGUUUUAGGGCCGCGUUGGCUUAUAACCUUUUUCUGCCCCUUCAUCAACUCCCCUCCCAUAUCCGACGGUUUAAGUUUUCCGGUCGGAAUAAAGUCAAGGAGCAGUAGCAUUCAUAUUUAGAAGCAUUUGUCUUCACUUUGUGCGCAUUUUGACACUCCACAUCCUGAUGUACAUGUUUUCUGGUUCUUUUUACUGAGAAAGAAAAGAAUUUUCUUCUGCAAGUAUAGAGAAGCUGACUAAGGCACUGUUCCUUCUCAGUGUUGGUGUUCACCUGAAGUUGUUGGAGAGCACCUGGGAGGUAGCUUUUCGCUCCACUCGUAAGAGAUGGUUGCCAAACGCACCUUGUUUGUAGUAAACGCGUGGACCUGAAUGAAUGGUACGUAGCAUUGUUGAAAUCCAGUGAAAUCACACACGACUGACACAGUGCUUCCGCAUGAUGACGCUUAAACUAACUGAUUAAGCUUCCUUCACUUCAAAGAUUAGCUGCAUCAUGCGUUGUCUCCCCACGGAAAACCGUGAACCACGUACCCAAAGACGUGCUCGGACUUGAUGGUUGUUUCGAACCGGCGCUACAUACAGCACGGCCAUUUGGAUCAGCAAGUGUGGACAUAGUUGACAUGUGUUUUUGGCCGAUUGCAUAACCCCUUGGGAAUAGUGCAGUCGGACAAAGAAAUUCGGAUUAUGAGGCUGUGGAACCAUCGAUCAUAUAUUUUCGGACGCCUGGUGCUUUCUGGGCGCGUGCGUCAUGUUCCCAUGGGUAUCAAACGGACUGCUCUGUGUACUGGCGUGGUUCAUGCUUGGCCGUUUAGUUCGCGUCGCGCGCAUUCCAAAAGUUUAUUUGGAUAGGAACAAACUCUUCUUGAACUUGGUUAACCCAAUGGCUUUGCCAGCCGGGUGGUGUAACAUUUUCGGGUAGUUGAACAUUUUCAUUAUCUACCAGUAACGAAUGGUCCACAGCUAGUGGAUCAGAGGCGACGAUCUACGUCAUGCUUAUUUGUACUUUAAGCUCCACAUAUGCCCAUACGACGGUUCAGCCGCAACAAACGUGACCGGCCGCUGCCCCACGAAGUUUUUACGACGGUGGCUUGUGUGCGUGGCUUCAUAGUGAGGCAGACUUUAGACGCAUCUACCUCACCCCGCUCCGUUGUCAGAACAGCCGGAGGUGGGUUUGGACGCAGCGACUGGCGAAACCCAACAUUCUGUACGAUCUGGCCUCUACACUUAUUGGGUUUCAUUGAGAUAAGGCCGCUGGAUCUUAAUCGUGUGAGUCGCGCGUGUGCCAUAUUUGGUCGGAACCAUCGUUCUGUGACCCUUAGUUCUCAGCAAAACCGGCUCAUCCUCUGAGUUGGCAUUCCUCCGCCACGACUUUAGCACGUCGUCAUAGACCCCGAGCAUGUUUAGCGGCAUAUAGGGAGGAAUCAAGUGUUGGACACGAGCGGAGUCGACGUCAUUUCUCUACCUCCCACCCUCCAGUAGUCCGCUAAAGUCAACUUGACUGAAAAUGAGAGUGACAAUAAUGGCUGGCGUAACUAGUGACGCUGCGCAGCCUAGCUGGCGCGUGUCGCGGGCCUCCGUUUUUGUCGAGCGUUACAACGACCCGUCCCCCUCGGAAUGACAAGCAGGCACAAUUGCUCCAACGGUUGGCAACACGAGGAUCCCCAAAUCGCAUGCCAAGGAAGACAGACUAUACUGGACAAACUUUACUGGUGUGAAAGGGUGUACGUGCAGCCCAGCAAGCUGUCCCUUCAGGCCUGUCGUGUGUUAGUGUCCUUUUUCUGGCUCGAGGUGUACUCGUCCCCAGCCAAUCAGCGGACGAGCAGUAUUGAUUGGCUUGAAGAAGGAGACACGAUCGCCGGGACAAGAGCUUUAUUAGCCUGACGUUCCGGAUUCCUACUCGAAUCCAUCAUCAGAGACAAAAAAGCAGAAACGGGUGGUUGUUGCUCAAGGGACUGCGGUAUUUAUAGGAUGCAGUAGCCAUGCUACCGCAUACCUAUGAACAUUCACGGCUCCCCCUUCAUUGAUUGAUUGGCUUUGAACCCCCCGCGAGACUAAUGUCAAGCCUCGCGCGGUCCCCACAGCGGAUCGACUGGGAGUGGGAAACGCCAAGAGGGGCAGCGUGAGAAAUCGAUGACAAUUGUGGACUGCCGCAGCACGUGCACCACCACCUUCCAUAGGGGAUGCGGUGGGGCGGACCUACGCCCCUUUGACAUAACUUCACUCUUUCCGCGUUGCGAUGGCAAAGUGUUAACGAUCAGGUUAAAGCCUGCGGAUUCUACCCGAUAACUGUUGCGUACUGUCUUUCGGCCCGUUAGAGCUGCAGCUCUUGGGUGCUUUUGAUCACGGCUAGGUGGGAGGUGGCAUCUCUUGUAGUUACAGGCGUGCAUUCUAUCUGUCUGUGAGAGUUCAUGCGUGGAUGUUCACAUCAUAAUCGCAAGGCAGACUGAAUAAUUCAUAUUGACCCAGUCGUGAAAAAUUCUGCCCCACGGUGUGAUUCGAACCCACGACAGUAAGAGGAAGGCUUUAGUACAGUCAACGAUCUUACCACCCGAGCUACGAGACCGCGCCGGACAACUCGAGUUUAAUCGCAUUUGGGUCAAGUUUACCCGCCAAAUCUACUGCAACGUCUGGAAUCCACCAGAUCUGAUACAGUAAGUUGACUGCCCAAGCACGAUUUCCUAGGUAAUUCACCUAGAAUCCACCAGAUGACUACCAGGCUCACGCAAUUCAUAGAUGUAUUGGCAGACCUUGAAUAAUGCAUAUUGACCCAACUGUGGAAUUUACUGCUUUGUGACACUUAUUCCGCAAUGAUGCUUGCUACUGGUGACUACGGUUCGUCUGGGGAGCAAAUAUGUUUGGGUAAUUAACUGGGUGUGUGACUUUCUAUAAGGAUUAGUUUAAGGGGGGGGGGGAGAGGCCAGACCAUCCGUCAAGGUUGAAUUCGGAUCUGGUGGUGGCGGAAGUAAGGCCUGUGAAAGCCGCUCCUGCUAUUGCCGUGGCACAUUGACGGAAAGACUGCAUGGCAUUCCUGCGUCUGACAAAUCCCUCCGGAGGCUUUUUCAACGCCCUAAGCAUGGUCUGUACCAGAACAAGACUGAGUUUGGUCCUUGCUCCAUCCCAAAAUCCGCCGGAGGAUGCUGUGGCAUUUUUUUUGAGCGACCAACUCCUGGAAGUGAUAUAGAUUGCACCGGUCCGGAUGAAGCCAGUCUAGGCGAAAUUGACUAUGAUGGUGUAGUUCCCUCGAAAUCAGUCUGUUCUCAAAAGCGUCUCCCGGUAACUGACGGGUGAUAGAGCAGGCCUCAGUUCCGGGUUCAUGUCUCGGCUCACUGAGAGCCCUGUACGUAGCGAUCCUUUCUUUUGUCACUGUCCUCUUCACAGGGCAUCCCAAGCGAUAGCUCGACCGUCGCAUCCGACGAUAUCCACCGUAUGCUCCACAGCGGGAUUGGAGCAGAGGUGGUGAAUUGUGCGAAGUUAUUUUAUAGUGAUAGUAGACCUGCACAGCGCCCACCGAACCCUCUCCUCCUCCCUCACCUGUACUCGGUGUCAGGGCAGAGUCAAGAAGGCGGGGGGGGGGGCACAGGACGAUGGCACGGUCGAGCCCGCACUUUGGCGUUCCACUCCACACCCCCUGGCCCACACAACAAAUAACCAGGUUUUGAUCAACAACAAUAAUGGGGAGGGGCGACGCCUGCUGGCAACCUGGUCUGCCACCGCAUCCUGAAAUGUUGACAUGUGUUACGGUGUGCAAGUCUGAUAAUGCCUACCAGAACCCAAUAUGGCGCCCGUGUUGGUCCAGCGCAUCCACCACGUGACCCGUUUGGGGGGCAUGGCUAGCCAAAGCACAGUGUAGUAAACAUCUACAUCUAUUUCGUGUAUUCGCGACGAUCCCGACUUCAAACUUAUUUUACUUGUCUUUGUCGGUAUUUAUGGUCAUGGAGAGGAUCGAUAGGAGAAUGAAAGCUGAGUUAAUUUGCAUGCGACGCGAUCGAGGUCAAAAGGAAAUGGCAGAUAAGAACCAACAGUUUACAGCUUUUGACGAGAACCAGGAAGUGAGUACGUCGGUUUCUGAGACUGAGUCGCAUGCAUACUUCCCUAUCUCUUCCCCAUGGACAUUUUCCGGUUUCACUCGAGCAGUGUCCUAAGUUCACAAGAGAAGUUACAUUUUUCUCUGUUUAUUCGUGAUAGUUAAUGGCAGUGGCCGCCGACUGUGCUUGCACAUCCUAGAGAGAAAUGUAGUCUCAAAAACUGAGUAGGCAUCUUUCGUUUACCUCGGACCACGGUGUCUUAAAAAUCUUUUCUGGAAACCUCAAUUUCACCCUCUCCAACACAUGUCCCCGUCCUGAAGGCUGAGCCAAGUUGGGGUGGGCGAAGCAACGUCCCAGCUCGAGAAGUCGUUCGUCCAUUAUUCUUAGCACAUCUAAGUAAGUACACUGUAAGGUUUUGGACCACUAAUAGGUGUUUACGUCCCUUGCGAGGAUGACCACGUGGAAACUCUCGUACCAGCAAAACGCUUCUUGUCAUGAGUUUUCGGUGACUGGACGCCGUCGUUGGUCCCGACCAACCCCGUUCAAACGGUAGUCUGCGCACUUCACAAAACUACGCUAUAAUCGUUUGUGCCAAAAACAGAAGAAAAAUGACCUCUCAAGCUCGGCCAUGGCAUGUCCCAGUUUGACCCAGCCCUUAAGACGGGGAUGUAUGUUAGUGUCGCGACAGCUCCACAGCAGAGUGGGAGCAGGGACGGUGAGUUGUGCGAAAAGUUACUUUAUAAUGAUAGUAGGCUUGCGUAGCACCCGCUGCACUCUCUCCUCCUCCCCAUCUGGACCCGGUGUCAAGACAGAGUCAAGAAGACUGGAGGCGGGCGAGGGCGCAGGACGAUUGCACGGUCGAGGCCGCACUUUGGCGUUCCACUCCACACCCCCUGGUCCACACAGCAAAUAACCAGGUUUUUAAUCAACAACAACAAUGGGGGGGGGGAGGAGGAGGCGGCAGGGGUUCCAGUGUGCGCGACGUCAGCUAGCAACCGGGUCUAUCACCGCACCCUGAAACUGUUGGCAUUUGUUUCGUUGCGCAAGUCUGAUGACGCCUGCCAGAAUGCAAUAUGGCGCCCGUGUUGGUCCGGCGCAUCUACCACGUGACCCGUUUGGGGGCACGGGUAGCCGAAGCACAGUAUAGUACACAUCAAUCCUCGACAUAUAUGCCAUGCAUUCGCGAUGAUCCCAACAGCAAACUUAUUUUGGUUGCCUUUGUAUGUAUUUAUGUUCAUGGAGAGGACCGAUAGGAGAAUGCAAGGUGAGUUAAUUUGCUUGCGACGCGAUCGAGGUCAAAAGGAAGUGGAAGCUAGUAGACAACGGCUUACAGCUUUUGACGAAAAACAGGAAGUGAGUACGCCGGUCUCUGAAAAUGAGUCGCAUGCAUACUUCCCUAUCUCUAAGCCAUGGACAUUUUCCGGUUUUACUCCAACUGAGUCCUAACUUCCCAAGAGAAGUUACAUUUUCCUUUAUUUAUUCGUGCCAGUUAAUGGCAGUGGCCGCCGACUGUGCUUGCACAUACUUGGGGGAUACGAAGUCUCAAAAAUUGAGAAGUAGGCAUCUUUCGCUUACCUCGGGCCACAGUGUUUUAGAAAUAUUUUCUGGAAACUUUAAUUCCGCCCUCUCCAGCACAAAUCCCCUUCCUGUGGGCUGGGCAAAGUUGGGGUGGACAAAGCAACAGCCCAGCUCGAGAAGUCCUUUGUCUAUUAUUCUUAGCACACAUAAGUAAGUACACUGUAAGGUGUUGGACCACUUGUGGCGUGUUUACGUCCCUUGCGAGCAUCACCUUGUGGAAACUCUCGUACCAACAAAGCGCUUCCUGUCAUUAGUUUUCGGUGUACUGGACCACCUUUUGAAAUUCCGGUCGUUGGCACCGACCAACCCCGUUCAAACGGUAGUCUGCGCACUUCACAAACCUCCGCUUUAAUCGUUUGUGCCAAAAACAGAAGAAGAAUGACCUCUUAAGCGCGGCCAUGUCCCCUCCCAGUUCGACCCAGCCCCUAAGAGGAGGACGUGCGUUAGUGUCGCGACAGCUUAAGCCAGUGAGAAUAGCCACUACGACCCCCAGGUCCGGUCCCGAACAGAAAGUGAAGGAGCUGGACGCCAAUUGCGAAAAUAGCGCAUUCUGUACAGAAUAACUGGAGAAGGGAUCAGAGAGAGUUGGUAGCCGAACGCCGGAAGAGCUGCGCCUCGAUUGAUUAUGGGGAAUGUGUCACAGCGCCUUGUGCGAGAGCACGCCUGUGUCGGCCUUGAAGAUGCCUGAGCAGUUUGGGCAGCCGUGAUUGGCUGAGAACCAGACUGCAGUAGUGUGUACGCGCGAGUACUUGCGCAAUGCGCAGCGUUGCAGCAGGCGAUCGGGGUAUGGUCACUACACUAGCAUGGUGGUCAAGCUACAAAAAUGACAAACAGGGACGUUACUGAGCCUUUUUCAGUUGUUACCCUCCAAUCUACUCGAACGGCUGCGGCCAUCCGCACACCGAAAUAAAAUUGCUUUACCAGCUUACUUCUUAUGAUUGUUUUUGGCAAAUUUGAAUAAGUCGCUUGACUCACGGCGAAGGAGACACGAUUGCAGGAAGAAAUGCUUUAUUAGCCUGACGUUUCGGACUCUCACUCGAAUUCAUCAUCGGAGACAGAGUCAGCCAGUGCCUGCGUAAACGAGACGAAAGACAAAAGCCAACCGCCCCAAAAUUUUUGCCAGCUGUCCCGUAUGUUAAGAUUUUCUUGGAAGCUAUCAGCCGCCUCCUUUAGCCCCUUGGGAUUGGAGUUGCACACAGAUCGGAGACAACCACACGGCGACAGAUCAUGAGACCGAAAGACCCACUGCAAGGGCAGGCAAUGGCUGGAGUCGUUUACUGGGUCUGGUGCAGUUGUGGGAAAAGCAACUACGUCGGAGAAACCAGAUGACUACUCCAGACGCGGUUGGCCGAGCACACGGCAGCAGUGAGGAGGAACGUCGCCAACGCCCAAGUCGCAGCUCAUUCGAAGGGACCCAACCACACAUUCGAGUUUGACGAUGCAGAAAUUCUUGCCAGAGGUGACAACCGCGUGAACGGCGAACCGCUCGAAUCAUGGUUUUCAGGUCCUCAAUCAAUCAACAGGCGCCACGACCUCCCAACUCCAUAUUCGGCACUGAGACUUAACCUAAGCAUAAAUUUGAUCGCGAGGCGGGCGUGCGGAUAACCACUGUCACCGUUAUCACUAUCGGCGAGCUAAAUCACCCAAAUGUCCACACGGAUGGCGAAAUCCAGUAGUCAGCCUCUCGGCGGCGUGCGAUGAGCGUGGGAGCCGAUAACCUUGACCGGUGUACAGGCGCCUAACAACUGCAUGGCAACAGCAUACUUCAACACCUGGCCAGGUGAGCUGUGAUGCACUCGGUAGCUGCCAACUGUAGUAGGCAUGUAGGGGCCUAGCAACUAAAUCCUAUAAAUAUUGCAAAAUUUGACUCAGUUGUGAAAAACUCGGCGGUCUUGGUAGGAUUCGAACCUAUGACAGCAUGCGCAAGAUUUGAGUACAGUCGACGCUCUAGCUACGGGAGCUAAGAGACCGCACUGGGGAACUUGAGUUUAGUCACAUUUGGUGGAUUCAUUCUCGAUAUCUUAGGAAAUCCUGCCUGGGCAGUUUGUCUACUGUAUAUAAAUGCGUGAGUUGAUACGAUACGUUUGGCCAAGCGGAUAACUUGGUCCAACUGUGGCUAGACUCACAGCUCCCGGUCAAGACCCCCUAGCUCAGGUGGUUAAGACGUUGUUUGUACUCACGCCUUGCGCCCUCCUGUCGUGGGCUCGAAUCCCAUCGAGACCGCCAACUUUUUCCUCACUGGACCAAAUGGAUUAAGUCACGUUAAUUUGAAACGGCAGCCAUAAAUGGUCGAGCUGGCUGUGUCGUAGGUUCUGAACCUAACUGCUGUUGCGGACACCCGAGCGAAAACAAAACAGUUGACACGCCCGACUGUCCCCCCCCGCCACACCGAGAACCUCAGUCGCGUCGGUCUCAUGCAUGCGCUAAGUGCAUUCACUAGGCUCAUACGCUUAGCCGUGAGGCUGUCAUGGAGCCAUGGCGGAUCGAUACCGGAGCACUUCUCACCACCCGGUUCGGGCGGCCAGGUAGCUGUCAGCGCCUGUCACUAAAAGCCACUUAGACGACCGAAAGUCGAAGGGGCACACAGGCGAUAAUAGCGCAGCAGCCGUGACAUGUAGUACAAGUGAUGCGGCAGAGGCGAGACAAUUAUUUUUGCUUAUCUGGGCAGUAAAUUAAAUUGAAUGUUAUUAUCGACAAAGACAAGAGAGACUGGAAUAGCCAUUGCUGGAUUAUUAGCCGUCGUCAACCAGUCAUACCCAACCCCGACGUGUGCAACACCCGAGGCUCGAACUCGCGACCUGUUAGUUAGAAGUCUGACGCCUCUAACCACUGGACCACGGGCCCGUUCUCCUGUGGGUUUUCGAUCGAGAAUAUAGAAUUCUAGAGGGGCGCUCACCGAUCGUUCUUACGGAACUCACUCGUUACGUAAACUAAACUCUCACAUCUCGGUUUCAUACUGACUGUUAGUAAAGGCUUACAAAACGAUCGUAACGAAAUCAUUCUAUCGCUAAUUUCUGUGAAGAUUAUGAAAAAUAUUUAACCGUGGGAUAUGUAGAAGCGCAAUAGCCUAUAACAGGAGGUUUUUAAAAUCCAAAAGCAGAGAGAUGAAGUUAAAUGGGGAACACUUACUGCAUCAGGAGAGCACAUAAGCGGCUGAGAAGUCGGCGACAGUGGUUGCCUCACGGAGCUAAACUCGUCGUAGCUUUGUCCGCUUACAGCCAAGUAUGGGGAACGAAAACAAGCAAUUGGUAACUCACCGCAACGAUAUCACUGCGAGGGGAACGCGAUUGCUGGAAUAACAGCUCUUGUUCCGGCGAUCGCGUCUCCUUAUUGGCGGCUGCUUCCUGUGACUCGCGUCUUAACUUUCACCAACAAUGUCAUAGCUCGUUUGGUGAGCCCUAGCGGUCUGGCUGUCGGCCUGUUAAUUUUAGAGUACUAGGAAGCGUUCCUAUCAAACUACAAGGUCAGCGGUUGUAAUCUCGAAGCCGACAGAUUGGACAUUAACUCCGGUGAACUCCUGAAACUGCACCGCAUUGUCACUUUCCAUUAACUGACGUAAACGUUUCAACUUACGUGGUCAAUUAGAACCACAGGUUUUCCAUAUCUGUUUAUGCUAACUAAUAUCUUCGAAUACCCAUCAUGCCCACAUGUUCGUGAGGGAAAUGAAAGAUUUACACUUACUGCAAAUUCAUAUCGAUCCGACUGUGAAUUGAUUAGGAAAUCCUGCUUGGACAGUCAACUUACUGUAUCAGAUGUGGUGGAUUCCAGACGUUGCAGUAGGUUGGGCGGGUAACUUGACCCAAAUGUGAUUGAACUCGCGUCGUCCGGCGGGGUCUCUUAGCCCAAGUGGUAAGAACGUUGGCUGUACUAAAUCUUUCCCCUUACUGUCUUAGGUUCGAAUCCCACCAAGGCGCCGAGUUUUCCACAGUUUGGUCAAUAUGAAUUAUUCAAAAUCUGCCCAAACAGCUAUGAUUUACUGUAAAGUCAAAAAUUGCUUCAGUCUAUUAUUUUUGUCCUUUAGACCGCGAUGUUUAGGGACACGUUCGCCCAAAGUUUUACCUAAGCAGCCCAGGAGUCGGGACACAUCACCUUAGAGUUGUCUAUGUGGUAGAGGUGCAUACGGAGCAUACGAGGGCCUUCGGGUUAGGUGCGUUGUUCGUUCUAAAGCACUCUGAUCUUAAACUGCUGGCGGAAUUCCUGAAUAAAAGAGUGAAAGCCUAUGCUUAAGUUAGUAAAACUUUUGAUAUGCUGAACUUAAAACCGAAAAACAAUGAUAUACGUAAAUCUGUCGUCUGCUGUUGAGCUAGGCCGCUAAACAGAACUUACCACCCACUCCUUUAUUGCCGCUAAAUGUUACUGAAUCUUAGACAGUAGACAGAUAUUUUGAAAUUAAGUAAGGAUCGUUUUCGAAGGCGACACCUCAUACCUUGGCAUUGGACUUGGCAAUGUAUCUAAUCGAAAGGCAGAAUUCACGCUUAGGUGGCUUGCAUCGCACGGAAGGCACAGGUCCGCGUGCGUUUGUCAGAAUGAACAGACGUCAGAAGUACCUGCACCGUUCUUUUUCGUCGGACGCCCCUGACAGGCUAACAAGCCCAUUGAGCAAUGAACAACACAAAGCGCUUUACUGGGUCUAGCGUGAGGGUAGUGAACAAGUUCAGAUAAUUGUUCAGAAAGCCCCCAUGGAAACUUCACCGAAUCACGGACCAGUGAGAGCCUUUUCUUGUGUGGAAUCUGGGCCACGACAACUGCCGACUUUGGACACAACCAGUUUAAAAGCAAAGGAAGUACAUCUAACAACUCAUGUGUUGUCGACUUCCUUCUUGCAAAGGGGCGCUGUAACUGCACUAGAAAUGAAGUAUAUUGUAUCUGAAUAGGCAUCAGUGCGUUGUAAAGGGGAAACAAAAGAUUUACCUGACGGAUUGCUAAAAUGAAAGCAGUUUCUUUAAGAUACGUAGCCAGUCUCGUUGUCUUAACCGUUCGCUUUGUUUUGCUCUAACCAGUAAAGAUUUUACGCCGGGCAUGACUGCUCAAAACGGCUUUGCAGUAAUUUCAGCAUCGCCAUUGACAAGCGUGGUCUAGAGUAAAGGCGUUAUAUAUAUUCGAGAAAAUCUGAUUGCAAUCAAAAGGUGAAUCCUGAUUUAAUUAUUUUGCAUCCUACAGUAGAUGUGCUAACUCAUGAAAUGUCAACCGAAAUUUCGAAAUGCGUUCUCGUUUUUGAAAAGAUUACUUAAGUAGUGUUGUAAAUCUGAUCAGGAUUCUUUUUGAAUUCUACGGCUGUUUCACUGAACUAAAGGUUCACACCCGACCAGUUCAAGUGAGUUUCCUCUCCUGAUUUCCUUUUGAUUCACGCCUGAUCUUGAGAUUCCUGACAGACUGGUUUAAGUAAGGUUAUUCGGAUCAAGAUUCCAGUCUGGAAGAAGACAAAAUCUUCAAAAGGUGUUUCGACUUUUGAUAUGGGAGCAUGGGUAGCCUCAAAGCAACAAGGGGCUUGUAUGCAAUGACAAGGAGGUUUGAGAUAGGUUCAGCUAAUUAGGUCAUCUUGUGUGAGAUUUGACAAUUAGCUAAUCGCUAUCCGUUUCGUCAGCACAACCUCUCCCGAUUCUUUUGUAAACAAAAAAACAUGAAAAAAUGACUCACAUUAGACUCCAUAGACAGCAGCAGCUGCCGAUGCAGGUGGUACGAAGAAUCCAACCACCCCUAAAGCCUUCCUCUCCCACGUUCCGUGAAGCUUCUGCAAUCCGGAACCCGACGCUGGAGUUUUGUAAACAGUUGGAUUUUGUUAUUGACGUCACAUUGUUGUGACAGUCAAGGCGUGUUAAUCAGACUUCCCGUCGCAUCCCCAUGGCUCAGCUGACAAACUAAUUAUUAAUUAAUUUUUAUUUUAUCCACAAUAUUAAAACCACUCAAUGACCCCCUGAAGUUGGAAGAAGGACCUUGAAAUUUGAUGAUAGCAUUAACUUCGAGUUUAUUUGCUUGGGCUAUUUUGCGUUAGACUCAGUUAGGCGUAUGUUGUCUCGCUCCCUGAAGACGCUCAAUCGCCUACCAAUGGAGCAUUCACAGAGACGAACUCUUCGCCGAAAAUAUUUCGCAUGUUUUGGUAGAAGAUUUUCCGUACUGGAGGGCACUGUCAUCUGCGGAGUUUAUUGUUUAACUCAGACGGUAAGAAGAUGAUCCGGUCCAGAAGCGUUGAUCUCACAUUGAGGCGAAUUAAUUGAGACUGUAUGUGGUCACCGCAAGACCCCCCUGAUCGACGUAGAAAGAAACUUUGGUAAGGUGGAUUGCUCGAAUUACGUAAACUCUAGGCCUUAAGCGUAAAAAUGCUUUCUAUCUGUCAUUAAACGGCCAUAAUAAAUUGCAAGUAAAGAGUAAAUUCCAGCCAGUGCCUACACUUUCACAACAAUGAAUGCAAGACGCUUAGACCUGCCUCCUGUGGACCAGAAGUAUAUUUACUUGUCGGAGAUCGCGUCAACAUACCUUUGAUACAGGCAAUAGCUCAGUGCAGAUAAAAGUUAUUCGUUGAAUUUCCGCUGGUACAUAGAGCAAAUUGAGCGGCUUGGUUGAUCCAUCUGUCACCCAGCGUGUCCUGAGACGAACGUUUCGCCGAAAAUAUCCGCCUGUUUUUAAAGAAUGUUUUCCUUACUGAGAGCACUGUCAUCUGCGGAGUUUACUGUUUACUGUAUUGCAGAGGUAUAUUUACAGUAGAUAUACUAACUCAUGAAAUGUUAACCGAAAUUCUAAAAUGCGUUCUUGGUUCGAAAAGAUUAAUUAAGUAGGGUUGUAAAACUAAUCAUCGUUCAGCGUAAUUCGAUAAUAAUUCAGUUACCUCUGGAUGCCGGUAUUCGAAGGAACCCCUUUCCGGCCGCAUGCAAAAGCUAUAAUUUGCAAAAAAUGACUGCUUAGAUAGCAUGAAUUUUCCCUUUCGUUUUCGAUGCCCUUAAAAAUUCAAUUAUAUUUUAUGACAAACAUGCAUGAAAAGAUCAAUUUUCUUGCCCAUUGGAUAGAAAAUUACGUCUUCUUCCAAUUUUAUACUCGAAGGAAGGGCAUAAUUCGGUUUUUAAAAACAUUCCCAACUCGCGAAUAAUUUUGAAUCCUGACCCUCCGUUACACUUGUUUGCAGGGUUUCCAAACUACAAGCCGUACAUUUUUUGUGUAACCGUACAUUUCUUUAUGGUACUAAUAAGAAUCCAUAUGGCGUUCAUAAAAUUUAGCGGUGGAGUUGAGUAAUAUGGUUAACUUUACAAUCCACAUUGGUAAAUGAAAAGGCAUGAAGUCUCAUUGACGGUCAUUUCACAUUAUUAAAAAAAUCUAAUAAUGAGCAGCUGUUUUAAAACAUAAUUAUACCCUUCCUUCGAGUGUGAAAUUUGAAGAAGAGGUAUUUUUUUACCGAAUGAGCAAAAGGAUGAAUAUUUUUAUGCAAGUUUUCCAUGAAAUAUGAUUGAGGUUUUAAGGGCAUUGAAAAUCAAUGAGAAAAAUGCAUGCUCCCUAAGUAGUAAUUUUUUACAGAACAUGGUUUUUGUAUGCAGCUGGAAAGAAGUUACUUCAAAAACCGUCAUCCUCAGGUAACUAAAUUAUUAUAAAUUUACGCUGAGCAAUCAUUUGUUUUGCAACCCACUUAAUUAUUCUUUUCAAAUCGAAAAUGCAUUUCAGAAUUUCGAUUAACAUUUCUUGAGUCAGCGCACCUACCGUAGUUCCGGUACUGAGCCUUCGAGGAUGUGGAUAACUUAACUUUCGGCAGCAAAAUAGUGAGGGCCCGGAAUACUUAAUUUUAGCCUGAUGGCUCAAUUCAGUCAGCCACGUACUACCCUCGAACCCGGUAGACCCACUUAAAUAUGAAAGCAGUUGAUUGUUAAACCAGCGUUCCGACAUCGAGACACAAACUUGCUGGCUGGAAUCGGAACUGCGCAACGCCUCCUGGCUGUAGUGUUUCCCAAUUUACGGCCUUAUUUAAUUUCUGAACUUGGAGUAUAUUCCUCGGAAUAGACCUUUAGCUAGUACUUGUGUUAUCAAUAUGGAAAGUAUAAUCCCAAUUUAGCUUGGCUGCUGAAUGAACCUCCAACGCAUCGUUUACCUUGGAAACCGUCGUCUGAGAUCCGUUAUCUGCGAAUAUUCGAGAAACAGGAGACACUUCCUUCCCGCGUAUGUCAAAUUUAAAAAAAACAGCGAGUUUUCAGUCAAGUCACAAAUAAAGUGCUGGAGCGUCUAACUACCAUCAUUCUGUCCAAGUGCCGAAGACGUCCGCUGCUAUUUUUUAGGAAUGCAGCAAUGUAUUCAUUUGUGUAUGUGUCGUCAAAUGUCCUACCCGUUAUUUUAUUGACUAGCCUACCUUGGUGGAGCGGUUGCUUACCGAACAUCUGUCCCCGUAAACAAAAAAUUAAUAUCUCGGUUUCCGGAUUUGAUGAAGUGUUUUUUCUUCCACAUUUAUGUCUGUUUUGACCUGUGUAUCUAAGUAUUUGUUUAUCAGGAUGGCGGUAUUUUAGAGUUUCGCCACAGUACAUUUCCCUCGAAGUCGGAUUUUUUGCUAAAUCCACGGAUAUCCUCAAUUUACUGUCCUGUUAAAAAUAAAACUUCUUCGGAACAUAUAAAUUCUAUCGUAAAGUAGUCCAUGCCGUGUCAAAUUUUCAGUUCUGUGUCAUAAAUUAUUUAUUAGAGUUCUAGGGGGAUUAUUCCAGUAACGCACGAACUCAACAAGCCACUUACGGCAGCUGCUAGUAGGAAAAACGGGUCUUGCAGACACAUUGGUCGUACCUUCCCCUCGCUCGUCGUGCGAAUAGCUGGAGUUGCUUAAACAUGAGACGAAUCGUAAUUCACAGAAUCAUGACUUUUUGAAUAUAUUUCCGCCGGCGCACUUGUCAGCAAUCGGUUUAUCGCAUGGAGAUGGAGAUUCAAUGAUGGUGAAUAUGCGCUAACUGGUCUGGGUGUUAUAUUAUCUUCAGAUGACUCACUCACCGCUUGAUAAAUGUGUGUAUUAGCAGCUGGAGCAUUUAUCAUCAGUAUUAUUUCGUGUUUUUUGGGUAAACUACUGGUAAUAAGUCCUACUCAGUAUUCGGAAAUGGCAAAAUUAGGAAAACACCGGAAAUGUUUGCUAACUUUGUCUUUUUUGACUACUUACGUGGGUGCCGCAGGCAACUCCCCAGGCAUAAAGCCUAAUCUACAAAGCACUCAUAAGUGCGCAAUUGCAUUCCUAUUAAGUCACUCAUUUUGAGCCGUGCCAAUAUUUCUGCCUAUUACAAUAAUGAUGUUUUAUACCGGUAUGAGUUCUAGGAUGAAAAACGGUUACAAAAUUCAGUUCCUCUACGCAACCGAGUAAAUAUCGAUCUGUUGGCCGCUGGGAGCAGAGGAGCAAUACUUAGUAGAUGAGAGAUUUGUCAUCGUCCGAAAAGAUCAGCUAUGAACACCCCAAAACGUAUUAGUUCCGGGCUCCCAGGAAGUGGAUUUCCUCUCCCUGCGGCGGUUUCCGAACAAAUUCCAUAUCUAGGUGUCCUCAUCCACUGAAGGAUAGGGGAAUAUAGGCAGGAUAACAUUACGGACAAAGAUAAGGCAGACUGAAUUGGCCAUUUCUGGCUUAUUGUCUGUUGUCAGCCAGCCAUACCCAACCGCGAGGCAUGCAACACCUGGGACUCGAUCCUGUGACCUGUUUGUUAGAGGUCCAACGUCCCUGACUACUGAUCCACGGGCUAGUUGACUUGCCGGUUGCAAAUGGCUGUAUACGAUGGUAGGGAGGUGGGACGAUCACAGACCAUUUUUAAGGAACUCACUCGUCCCGUUGUGCCUUAGGGCUCUCUCUCUCUCUCGAGACCAAAUGGCAGCCGCAAAACGGCGUAUGAUUUAGGCAGAAUAACAUGGAAAAACAGGUGAAUUUCUGCAUAUGCCUUUGCAUCACAAAGAGACAUCCUCGGAGAUCAUACUCCUGCAUUAAGAAAGUAGACGCUCUGUGUCUCGCUAAGGACAUCUGUCGGCGGUCAACUAAAUCAAGCUAGCUCUUAUUUAUCUGGCAAAAAACUACGAAGUGGCGAUGAAAUACUGGUUAGAUGUUGUUAUGUAGCCCCACCUGAUGGACACAAUACUGUUCGGGUUGGGGUUAGGGUUAAGGCAACCAUUUCCCAACCAUUCAAAGCACCUCUGCGCAUUCUCAAGGACUUUUCUUUUGCAUACAACUACUUGACCUCGUCAUUUGCGUAUUGCUAGGCCCCACCUGUAAAAAUCCCUAUCACCACCGGUCACGUAGUACAGGUGGUUGAGGUUUGUUUACUUCAUGAACACAACUGACUGAAAUAUUUCUUAAAGCGGUACUCCCCCAACGGAUGCCGUCUGAAAUGCGUGUGCAGAGUUACGAAGCGACGAGGGCCAAAAAGACAUAGAGUAGGUGAGCUAACUCAUGAAAUGUCAACCGAAAUUCCGAAAUGCGUUUUCGUUUCGAAAAGGUUAAUUAAGUAGGGUUGUAAAACUGGUUAGCCUGCAGCAUAAUUCCACAAUAUUUCAGAUACCGGAAAAUGUCGGCUUUUGAAUAAACGUCCUUUAGGCUGCAUGCAAAAACUACGCACUGUAAAAAAUGACUACUUAAGUAGCAUGUCUUUUUUGUCGAUUUUCGAUGCUCCUGAAAGUUCAAUUAUAUUUCGUGGAAAGCAUGCAUCAAAAUAUUCAUUCCUUUGCGCAUUCGAUAGAUAAUUACGUUUUCUUCUAAUUUUAUGCUCGAAGGAUGUGGAUACUUUGGUUUUAAAAAAUUUAUUAUUGUGGGCCUUUUAAAUACCGUGUAAUGGCCGUUCAGAAAUCGUCAUGACUCUGCAUUUACUAAUGUGGCUUGUAAAGUUAAAAAUAUGGAUCAAAUACACUGCUUACUUUUAUGAACCCUAUAUGGUCCUCUUAUAUUACCAUAGGGAAAUGCGUGGUUUUCUGUACGCGGAAAAUAAACAGCUUGUAGUUUGAAAACCCUGAAUCUAUGUGUAACAGUAGAGCGGGUCCAAAAUUAUUCGGGAAUUGAAAACUUUUCCGAAAACCGAAUUGAAAGAAGGUAUCAUUUUCUACCGAAUGAGCAAGAGAAUGUGUAUGUUUAUGCAUGUUUUUCAUGAAAUAUGAUUGUACAUUUAGAUGCACCGAAAAUCAGCGAGAAAAAUUCAUACUAAUUAAGUAGUCAUUUUUACAGAGUUUAUUUUUGUAUACAACGGGAAGGAGGUUCAUUCGAAAGCUGGCAUCCUGCGGUAACUGAAAUAUUAUAGAAUUAUUUUGAAGUGUGACUAAUUUUACAACCCUACUGAAUUAGUUUCUUGGAGGCGAAAACGCAUUUCGGAAUUUUGGUUGACAUUUCAUGAGUUAGCCCACCUACAGUAAUUCCUUGGCUACUGCCUCCCAGAAGAUGCAUAUCUACAGAAAAGAGGCCGUUUACAAAUGUCGCCUGUAAUAUUAAAGCAGAAUAUUGUGUAGACCGGUAAGUCCGCCUUUACCAGCAUGUAUAAGAAGUAGCUAGCUCAAAGGUGACCACGCUUUCCGUCCUACGAAGUCAAGAAAUUACUAGACACAGGCAUGAACGGGACUGGGUGACGAAAACUGCCGAUUCCUUAGGGAAAUUAAGUCCUAUGUGAGGCACUCGUCCAUGGGCGCAUCGACAGAGAAGCCCUGCGCACCUCCAGUCGUCCUGCUACUGGCACAUGAUAGUUCCGUGUGUGCGUGUGUGUGAGAGAGAGAGAUUGACGAUGAAAAUAUCCCAUUUGCAAGAACUACUUCUUCCACGCAAGUCGGCACUGCGGCCGGGAGAAAUUCGGCAGCCAGUAGUGUGUGUACCAACAUCUCUACUUCGCUAACUACUGCUUGCAUCCGCGCAUGGAAUGGGACAAGUAACGCAGCUCCAACCACCUUGUCCUACCACUCCCCUACAUGAAUAUCCAUGACUUGGGGCGGGGUUGGGGUACCUAUCGCCCCCCUUUCUCUCCCAGGAUCUGAUCUUUGUCCCAUUUAGCGUUCUGGAGUGCCGCAUCUCUGAUAAAAGCGAACAGGCGAGUUCCCGAUAGCUGGAGCAAGAAGUUUAUUUGCCUGACGUUUCGGACUCUGUCUUGAACCCAUAAUCAGAGACAGACGCAGACAAGGGCAGUGGAUGCACAAAGACUACAGAGCUUAUAGUAUGUAGCUGGCGUGGAACCUAUCGUAAUUACCUCCAGGUACCAUAUUCAGCGCUGAGACAUUCCCUGAUCGAGGGAAUCAGUCACGUGGGGAGGGCGCGGACGCUCAACUAUCCUGGUGACAGCGGACAAAAUGGCCGAGUAAUCUUCACGUCCACAUUCAACAUGGAUGAGGAGAUUGUGGCAAUUUACGACUCGGACGCGGCCUAA
This is a messenger RNA of Spirometra erinaceieuropaei, 18557 nucleotides long. The record is from the annotation of a GenBank genome assembly. NCBI's taxonomy places the organism in Eukaryota, Metazoa, Platyhelminthes, Cestoda, Diphyllobothriidea, Diphyllobothriidae.